AUGACGAACGCGAUAAAUAAUACGUUUAGAGUGAAUUUUUUUAAGAUCUGUGGGUUUUCGUUGUUAAAUGUGAGGUUAUGGCUGUAUAGUGUAGCAUUAGUGCAUCUUAUAGUUACAGCUAUUGUGACCUUAAGUAUAGAUGUCACUGUCGACGAGGAUCGUUCAGUCAGAGCCUAUCAUCAUGUGCGAUGGAAACUCAUCACCUGCUGGUUUAAUUUGAUAACCUUAGCCUACCUGCCUCUCUGCCUGUUCUGCGAUUGGUGUGAGAAGCGAGAGAAGGAGCCUCCUCACGUUGCAAAACUGAGGGUGCUCCGUGACGUCAUCAUGACAUCUAUCUUGAUGCCUACCACUACUUUUGCCGACAUCACAUUUUGGGUCACUUUUCUCUCUGACCCGAGCAUCAUCGCGCCUCCUCGAGUCUUCGAGUAUUUGCCGUACUGGUCUCAGCAUUCCUUGCAUACAGUUUCCAUGGUAACCGUUAUCAUGGACUUACUCCUCACUCCUCGAAAGAGACCUGACAGUAUGAAGCCUCGGUUGGGUUUGAUGGUGGGCUUUGGAACUGCCUACACUCUUAUGGUGUAUGUGAGCUUCCUCCAGGGCGAGCCAGUGUACGGGUUUCUGUCAACUGCUAGUGAUGCCAUUGUUCUUUCAGUAUACUUAAUCUUCCUUAUAGUAUUAACAAUUAGCUUCUAUGUACAGUGGCAUAUAAUUGAUUAUGUCUGGAGCCAUAAAAGAAAGAAAAAUAAAAUAAAGGUCGUAGAUUAA
Spodoptera littoralis (African cotton leafworm) is the source of this 765-nucleotide messenger RNA. The record is from the annotation of a GenBank genome assembly. Lineage: Eukaryota; Metazoa; Arthropoda; Insecta; Lepidoptera; Noctuidae.